Molecule: messenger RNA, 876 nt
Organism: Capsella rubella
Lineage: Eukaryota; Viridiplantae; Streptophyta; Magnoliopsida; Brassicales; Brassicaceae
Product: trafficking protein particle complex subunit 3
Exons: 6
Coding region: 124-684 (186 amino acids)
Biological process (GO): intra-Golgi vesicle-mediated transport; endoplasmic reticulum to Golgi vesicle-mediated transport
Cellular component (GO): cytosol; TRAPP complex; cis-Golgi network membrane
Source: RefSeq, a predicted model, not a curated record
CAAGCUACACUCUCUUUCUCUUUCUCUUUCUCUUUCUCUCUGCCAUCGCCAAAAACUUCUCUUUAGCUUUCUGGGUUUUACUUCUUAAUUGAAAAAUAGUUGUCCAUUUCGGGAAAUUGGGAGAUGGCUCCGGUUGGUCCUCGAUCCGGUGAUGCGAUCUUCUCUAGCAUUGAUCGUGUGAAUGCUGAGCUGUUCACGUUGACGUAUGGUGCAAUUGUGCGUCAAUUACUUACUGACCUUGAAGAAGUCGAGGAAGUUAACAAACAGCUUGAUCAGAUGGGAUACAACAUUGGAAUCCGACUUAUCGAUGAGUUUCUAGCCAAAUCUGGUGUUUCCAGAUGCGUUGACUUUAAGGAAACUGCUGAAAUGAUUGCCAAGGUGGGUUUCAAGAUGUUCUUAGGGGUCACAGCAUCAGUGUCAAGCUGGGACGCGGAUGGGACUUGCUGUAGUAUAAUCUUGGAGGACAACCCGCUCGUUGAUUUCGUGGAGCUUCCCGAUACUUGCCAAGGUCUUUACUACUGCAAUGUCUUAAGUGGAGUCAUCAGAGGAGCUUUGGAAAUGGUCUCGAUGAAGACGGAAGUGACAUGGACGCGUGAUGUUCUUCGAGGGGAUGAUGCUUAUGAGUUGCAGGUGAAGCUACUGAAACAAGUCGCAGAGGAGUAUCCUUACAAGGAUGACGAAUAAACAUCACUCUCUCUUUAUCUUCCCCCUCUUCCUCAAAAAGAAACAUUAAUUACUGUUUGUAGUCUCUCCCUUUUGCUGCAUUCGUAGCUUUAUAUUUUUACGCAAGCUGUAAGCUAUGAAACUAAAUACCGUGUGAUGUUUUGGGUACAAACCAUUUAAUCCUAGUGUUCUUAUCAAUGUCACAAAAAAAAA